UGAGACCAUUAAAGCUUUCUCUAGUCUGGCCUUGCCGAAAGAUGAGACGACCUUCAACUGCAUCAGAUCAAACACCAACAGCAACGGUGCGAGCUAAGCAUGAAAUCCUUGCCAAGUCGUCGCACGUUGUCGACGUGUUUUGGCCCUUCCUUGCCGAGUUCAACAUCCAGGUCCAAGGUCAACCGGAUUUUUGGCAAGGGUUCAGCUUGCAUUACGAUCAUCAUCAUCAUCAUCACCAUCAGCAGCAACGAUACACGAUUAUAGUUGAAAUUCGUACACCUAAGCGAAUUCCGCCCGUGGCCCGGCAAACGCAUCGGCAAGCUCGGCUCGAUCGAUCCCGGGAGUUCCAGGAAAAGAUACAAACAUAA
Molecule: messenger RNA, 368 nt
Organism: Anopheles moucheti
Lineage: Eukaryota; Metazoa; Arthropoda; Insecta; Diptera; Culicidae
Exons: 3
Coding region: 42-368 (108 amino acids)
Source: RefSeq, a predicted model, not a curated record